AUGUCCACGCAGUCAUACCGGGAGAAAGACCAGAAGAAGGAGAAAUUUGAAUCCACCCAGGGUAAAAUGCCCAGAGGGCCGAAGAACAAGGUCUGCCCUGCCUUUGUGGAGACCAGCAGCUCAGAUCUUGUUGCCCAGGUUCCCGCAGAAUCAAGCGACGGGUCUCCAUCUGGCCCUCUCCACAACAGCACAGAAGGUUCCUCCACUGCUGCUGCGGAUUCUAUCAUACUUGAGAACCCCGGGAUGCCUUCCAAGGGCUGUGUGCAGACGAAAAGGCGUUCCGACCUCCUAGGCAGCCAGAGUUCUGCAGACCUUAGAUGUGCAGUGGCCGAGACCAGCCAGGAUACUAUGCGCGAGGGCAGAAAAGCCACCAUGGGGAAACCCACAAGGGGCACUGGCCAGAUCAGGGGGCAUCCGAACCAGAUCAAGAGCCCAGGGAACAACUGUGGCAAGAAGUACCCGUACCGCGGAGAGCCUGCCCAGAGUCAGAAGCCUCUAAGUCCUCUGUUAAGUUCUCAGGCUUCUACGCGGAGUCAUACAUCCCGCCAAGCGCCUGCACUCGAAAGCCAGGCCGCACCACCAGGCCCUGCUCUUCGCAGCCGUGCAUCCAGGCCAGGCCCGACCCUCCGCAGCCGCGCCACCCCGCCGGGCCCCUCUCCCCGCAGCCGCGCCACGCCGCCGGGCCCAGCUGUCCGCAGCCGCGCAUCCAGGCGAAGCCCUACUCUCUGCAGCCGCGCCACCCCGCCAGGCAGUGCUCUCAGGAGCCGAGCCACCACACCAGGUCCUGUUGUCCGUAGCCGUGCCAAGCAGCGAAGAUCAGCCCUCCGCAAGCGCCCCUCUCUGCCUGGGCCUACUGGCCGGAGUCCUGCUUCCACUCCCGGAAGCCUUGUCUUCGGGAGCUGCCCAAGUUCCCCUGAUCCGGAGGCUCCACGCCUUGCCUCCCAGCCAGGUCGUGCGCUCCGCAUGCGUGCUUCCUCACCCUCUCCUCCGGGCAGGUUUUUUUUUCCUUUCUUUGGGCAACGUGGUGAGAGUGUGUCCUCCUCCUCUCCUGGGUCUCCUAGCCAAGGCCGCUCCUCCUCUCCCUCUGGGUUUUCUGACUGGAGCGCCUCUUCGUCUUCCCCUUCCCCUUCCCCUGGGUUUUUGGGCCUGAAUUCCAUCUCUACUCCUAGUCCUGCUAGCCUUAGGCGCGCCUUACUGCCUGAGCUUGAUUCCCUGAGCCCUGCUUUUCCAGCAGAGUAGGCCGAAGUAGGGAGCAUGUCCGCCCAAGUCCUACCCUACACUUCCUGUUCUGUGACCCUAGAUGAGCACCAUUCAGGAGCCAAAGGAGGACUUGGCACCCACCCACUGUGCUGA
Messenger RNA from Choloepus didactylus (southern two-toed sloth), 1353 nucleotides. Its product is annotated as EZH inhibitory protein-like. Gene Ontology annotation, cellular component: nucleus. The record is from RefSeq and is a predicted model, not a curated record. Lineage: Eukaryota; Metazoa; Chordata; Mammalia; Pilosa; Megalonychidae. The transcript has a single exon.